AUGUAAUUUAUAGAAUUCUUAAUUUCAUAACUAUUCCCUAAACCUCCUUUCAAAAAUUCUAUUCGUCCUAAUCGAAUUAAAAAAGGUAAUUCAAUCAAUCUAAUAUAUUAGAAUAAGAAAUUUGUCAAUCUUUAUAAUUGAAUUGGAUCUCAAAUUCUAAUGUAGAUAUUAUUGAAUUUGAUUCACAAGGAUGCAGAACUUAAAUUAAAUUAAAUGAGUUAUAUCCUUUCUCACAACCUUAAUUAAGAUUUUAAUUGGAUGAUGAUUUCUACUCAAUAAAAAAUCUUAAUGAUUACAAUUAGUAUGAUUACUAUUUCAAAGUUCUUAAAUGGACUCCUCAAUUAACUGUGAAUUAGAUUAUUGAGAAGUAUUAUCAAUUAAUAUAAUUUAGAUCACAUGAAUUCAUUAAAAAGAAUAUUUUCAUCAAAUAACCAUACACUUUAGAUCCUUAUUCAGAUUUACUUAGUAAAAUUGCUAAAUCUUCAAAAUCAUUAGAUUUAUCAAUUAUAUUCACAUUUUUACUUAUAUCCCUUUCUAAUUUGAUACUCUAUUUACCAAAUUAUGAAGAAUAAUAAUAAUUAAUGGAAAGAACAGUCUUAUUUGGAUAGAAUACAUGGUAUAAUCAAUUUUAAUAAUUACCACUAUCACCACUAAAAGCUUAAUUUUAUUGUCUAAUUGGAUUGAUUGUUAAUGUCUUUGAUUCAUCUAAGUUACAUGUAUUCAAAUAACAGUAAGAAUAAAUCAAUUAACCCUUCUUUCAUUACUUAAAUUUAAUUAUAAACUUACUCAUCUUUUACUGUCCCUUGUACUUUCUAUUAAAAUCCAAAUAGUUUAAAAUCAAUAAAGAAAUUUUAUAAGGAAUAUUACUUUAUUAAAUAAUAUGUCCAACAUUUUUAGGAAUAUGGAAUAUUAUUGAAAGUAAAUAAAUUCUCAUUUAUUUAUAGUAUUAAUGGCUUUAUGUAUUUUUAUUAUUGCAGAGAAUGUUUGGUUUGGCUCAAUUUUAUAUGUAAUAGCAGUUAAUUAUGAACCAUAAUGUCUCCUAUUCUAUCCUAUAAUAUCAACAUACUGUUUAGGUAGAUUAUGUUAAUAACAUGGAAUCAUUACUAAAAAGAAUAUCAAAGUAAUAUUAUCUUAAUACAUAUAGCCUAAUUUUUAAGGUCUCUAAGAAUUAGUAAUUGAAUUGAUAUUCUUAAUUUUAGUACUGAUAAUUGUUUAAUGUUUCAUUUUAAUUCCAUUUUAUUUUAGCUCUACAUUGUCUUAAGCUAUAUAUCCAUCUACAUUUAUUAAUUAUUUCAAUUCAUUGUUUAAUCAUGAAUUCUACAAUUUUAUAAUAUUUGGAUUUGCAUUUAUAUUUUCAUUUCCUGCUUUAAUGUUAAGUUUUUUAAAUGAUAAAUAUUGUGCAUUAGGUGUGUUUAAUGUCAUAAUAAUUAUUAAAUUGUUUGAUAUUGCAAAUGGUAUUACAACUUAAAUGUUAUCAGUAUUUUUAAUGUUGAAUUUUAAAUAUUUUAGAUAGAUUAUAAAUUACAUAAUAAUGUUAAUGCCUCAAUAAAAUUGGAUAUUCAAAUUAUUGUAUUAUAUUUUUGGAGAUUUAUUUAUGUAAAGAAACAAUUAAUUGAUUGAUACUCAUAAACAUGGAUAAUAUUAAUUUUAAUCCUUAAGGAAAUUAGGAUUCUAUGUAAUUUAUUUAUAUAUAUAGCAUAGAUAUUAUUAUUAUCUUAAAUUAUGUAUAUAUAUGAUUUAGAGAUGAUAAUGUAUAAAAUAUGUUUGGUUAUAUUACUAAUAAAUUGUUUGUUCAUAAUUUAAUAGAAGAUUGUUAAGGUUAUGAAAAAAGCUAAAACUGAUUGA
This is a messenger RNA of Paramecium pentaurelia, 1845 nucleotides long. The record is from the annotation of a GenBank genome assembly. Lineage: Eukaryota; Ciliophora; Oligohymenophorea; Peniculida; Parameciidae.